Pyrus x bretschneideri (Chinese white pear) is the source of this 692-nucleotide messenger RNA. RefSeq names its product classical arabinogalactan protein 26-like. The transcript has a single exon. The record is from RefSeq and is a predicted model, not a curated record. The coding region runs from base 76 to 486 and encodes 136 amino acids. Lineage: Eukaryota; Viridiplantae; Streptophyta; Magnoliopsida; Rosales; Rosaceae.
CUCUCAUCCCCAAAAAAAUACAUUUAUUGAAGCUCCAUACUACUCUUGUGAACUUGAUCAAUCAUAACAUCAUUAAUGGCUUCCUUUUGGACAUCAUUCUUGGCAAUCUUCAUACUUUCCAUGGCUUCUCACUCCUCACUAGCCUUACAAUCCCAGCCAGAAACACAGUUUUCAAGCAUAUCAGCUGCACCAGCAUUUCUUCCAGGUGCUCCUCUAUCUUCCUCUCCAACCCUUUCUCCUGAUAUCUCUCCGUUGUUUCCAUCUCCUGGUGGUGUGCCUCUCUCUCCAUCUAAGUCUUCUCUUCCCACCAUCCCUGCGAGUCCGAGCCCACCGAACCCGGAGGUCAAUGUUGCUCCUGGACCAGACCAGGCUCUUGCUCCAUCAGGCUCUCUCCCAGUUUCCUAUGCAGUUUCUGUCACUUCAUCUCUGCCUAUAAAUGUAAUGUUCUUUCUUGGCUUGCUGGCUUGGUCUUUUGUGUAUGUGUAAUGCAGAUUUUGGGGUAACUGGGAAGGAAAACAAAAAAGAGAAGAAAUGGUGGUGGAGAGAUUAAAUUAUUGUAACUAGUGGUUUCCACUUUAUGUUUGUAAACUAUUUUAGUUUUAUAGAGUGAUUUAGUGCGAGUUAAUUUUGUCAUGGAUUGUGAUUAGGUAUCUAAAAGAGUUAAAAAAAUAAAAAGUUGCAAUUUUCUAUCA